CGUAUUUGUAUUUACUUCUUUGAACAAAAUGGAUACAAUAUACAAAAUAGCUUUGUUUUCUCUGUGCAUUCAAUCAUGUUUGAGUAUAAAAGUGACAAUUAUGGCUCCAAACAAAACUGGAUCGGAAGCUGCAAUAGUGAUCGUCCCUGAUACGUCUAUACCGGGAGCGGCGUACAAGCCUCUAGCAAAAGUAUUGCAGAGCAGGAGCACUUUGAGGUUAUGGGUUGUGGUUUUAGAGAGCAUACCAAGUUCACUUCUCUUCCCUAUUGCAUUCAACGGUGCUCGUAAGCAGUUGCUGGAUGCUGGCUUUGAAGGCGAUAAAGUCUUUCUAGCUGGUCACGGCUUAGGAGGUCAAAGGGCAUCAACUUAUGGGCAUUCACCCUUACAUAAGAAUCGACUGGAUGGAGUGCUGUUGUUUUCGUCAUUCCUAAGCGGUAGUUAUCGACUUAACAAAUAUCCAUUCCCAGUUCUUACCAUUAGUGGGGACUUAGAUGGGAUAACGAGAGUUACGAAAAUAGUUGAUGCAUUCGAAGAGUUGGAAGAAGAUUUAAUACUAGCUCCAAAUCAAAAAUACACUACACCCGUAAUUGUAAUGGAAGGUAUUAACUAUGGACAAUUUGCUUCUGGUAACCUUCCACCAGCGGUAACAGGUUAUGACUUGAAACCAGAAGUUUCUCAAAAAGAUGCAUAUGAUUCUAUAGCUAACUACACGAACGCAUUUAUGUUGUAUGUACGGAACACCAAUGUGUCAGAAGCGAAAUCUGUGCUUGAAGAGGGAUAUUCGAACACACAGUCGAUACUUCAACCCCUUUCACAAGUGAAAGCUCUUGAAGAUAAUGAAGAAUAUGUUUCACAUUGGACAAACACUGCUCAGCAACUGAUAGUUAAUCUUCUGAAUACCUCACUAGUAGAGUUUGAUAAUACCGAAGAAACACCAACACAGUCUAAAUCAUUUCGCUUUCACAAACCGUAUCAUUCAGAUAUGUUAAAAAUUAACAGCUCGACUGAAGUAUAUUUUCCAAACACAGAUGGUACCAAGAUUCCUCAGAGUCCCCUACAACUUAAAGCAACUAUGACAAGUCAAAGAGCUGUUAAGACACUCUUGCCGUCUGCACCUUUUGGCGACCCUGCUACCUGUCAAGAUAUUAAUCAGGAUGCUUUUACACUAGCCUUUUCAAAAUCUUCAGCUACAGCAAAGUCUAGAUACCAGUCGAAAGGAAGGCCGAUAAAAUUUCUUCCAGACGUCAAUGUAACAUCGAAGAACAGUUGGAACCAAUAUGGAGAUUUACAACUUAACUACAACAUAACUGGUCUGUUUGUUCAAGCCAAACGCUAUAUAUCUACAAAACCAUCAGGGAAAGAUGACGAUUGUACCUUGUUAUCACCAUUUAGAGCAAUGGAAUGGAUAUACGUGGAUUCUUUAAAAUAUAUGAAAGAGCAAACUUACAUUAAUAGUACAUGACAGUGUUAAACUUUUUAAAUGAAUACAACAUCUCUUGAAACUUCCAACUUUCAAUACAUGGAUACAUGUAUUAUAUCUUUAUUUUUCACACCUUCUUAUAUUUUCUGUCAUUUCUUGUAUUUGGUGACUGUUUACAAUGUUACAAAUUACGUCGCUAAA
This is a messenger RNA of Mytilus californianus (California mussel), 1621 nucleotides long. RefSeq lists its product as uncharacterized. The record is from RefSeq and is a predicted model, not a curated record. NCBI's taxonomy places the organism in Eukaryota, Metazoa, Mollusca, Bivalvia, Mytilida, Mytilidae. Gene Ontology annotation, molecular function: hydrolase activity. The transcript is spliced from 7 exons. Bases 29 to 1462 code for a protein of 477 amino acids.